AUGUCGUUCCCUGGCGCUUUACCAAUGUUAAAUACUAAUCAAGAGCCGUUUCGACCUUCGGAAUGGCUGCUUUCACCUAAUAGCUACUUGGUGCAGCAGGAUAGUCGUGGAGAAGGGCAAGCUUCCGCUCCCGUUGCAUUGAUGGAAACUGGACUCGAAACUGAGUUUAGAAUGAGGCAGCGUGUCUCCUUAGUUUGCCUUCCGUGCCGUAAUAGACAUGUAAAGUGCGACUCUGGUUUACCAAGCUGUUCCCGACGCAAAUUCGAUGACAGGCAAUGCAAAUAUAUGCAAUCUCGGAGAGGAGGGCACAACAAGAUUACAUCGCGUGAUGUCCAUAGUUCGGUCACAAAGUCACCACCCAAAGCAUCGGAUUCCAACCAUUCGUCUUUAAGGGAGCACAUCAGUGGCCCAACGGACAACGAUUCAGAUAGUACAGGAGUGAUGGAAGGGGGCACCGGCUUUGGAAACCUGGUACCAUUGAAUUCACCAAUACUAGACCGACUUCUUGAAUGCUACUAUUCUUUCUUCCACGAACCACAUCCGAUGAUCCUCCCUAAGCAGCAAUUCCUGGAACGGAACGAUUGUAGGUUGACGGGAAAUCUCUCGAAGCUGUGGUUGCAGUCAUGCGAUACAUUGCUCGUUAUGUGGCUGCUGCCCGUUUCCCGAGCCUUCAAAAGCCUGUCGAAGACUUUAUUGUUCUCCUCAGAACUACCUAAAAACGGUUUAUCAGUACAAGCUUUCACGUUGUACUCUACCGCUGUGCAUUGGAACAACGAGGAGGUGCGUGCACGAGAAAUACUGGAUAUUGCUAGCCGCUUGGCUUUGGAGAUUGACCUACACCCCCGAAAUUUCGCCUUCCAAUUCGUGCUAUGGAGCGUGGAUACUGAUGUUGAGCUGCCGUGGGAGGAGGAGGACUUCCAUUCAGGGAUGGGUAAUCCUAAUAUCCCAAGACCAAGGACUCUACUUGAGUUUGACGAUGGGGAAUUCGAUGCGGUUGAUGUAGUGUUCUCUUCAUUUGCCUAUCUAAUCAAUGCUUCACGUAUUCUAGGCAUUGCUUUGGCGGUUGGCUCCGAUAAUGGUAACCCAAUAGAUCCAGCAGUUGACCAUGCAAAUUCCGGUUUGAUAUCUUGGGUAUUCCAUCUGUCCGAUGUCAAGCGAGAGCUGGUAACUAGUAAAGGAAAGGUAGAUCCAAUAUUAUUCCUCGCACAUAUGCUGAUUCAAACAACAACUAUCUAUCUUCACCGUCCCUGCUCAAAGCUUUUAUGCAACACUACGGAAAACAUCUCCAAAUGCGCACCUCCUCCACUACCUCAGCGGCUCACCCAUGCUGCUCAGGAAGCCUACCAGCUGCACACCGUGAAAGUGUUAAACGCCGCCGAAAAGAUUUCCAAACUGCUAGCUCUCCCGACCCCCCUUGGUGAGCAAUCCCAAUUCAUUCUAUCCGUUUGUAUAUUCGAUGCCAACAUUGGCACGGGCCGUGAAAUCAAGGAACUCAUUCGAGUCAACAUAGGUGCUCUAAAGGCACACGAAAAGAUCUGGCCAUUAGGCCGCAAAACACUGUAUGAAGUAAAACUGAAUGCGCGAGAGGUUUUCACUCUCCAGAAGAUUGAUUUUCAAUCUACUUCUGAUUCGGUGCCAGAUCCUGAAGAGUUCUCCACUUCCACCACUAAAAUCUCAGCGUCUGGGCAGACAUGA
Messenger RNA from Paracoccidioides lutzii Pb01, 1695 nucleotides. Its product is annotated as C6 zinc finger domain-containing protein. Gene Ontology annotation, biological process: regulation of DNA-templated transcription. Gene Ontology annotation, molecular function: DNA-binding transcription factor activity, RNA polymerase II-specific; zinc ion binding. The transcript is spliced from 5 exons. The record is from RefSeq and is a predicted model, not a curated record. The coding region runs from base 1 to 1695 and encodes 564 amino acids.